This is a messenger RNA of Chrysemys picta bellii (western painted turtle), 2949 nucleotides long. RefSeq names its product secreted frizzled-related protein 2-like. Gene Ontology annotation, biological process: non-canonical Wnt signaling pathway; canonical Wnt signaling pathway. Gene Ontology annotation, molecular function: Wnt-protein binding. The record is from RefSeq and is a predicted model, not a curated record. Lineage: Eukaryota; Metazoa; Chordata; Testudines; Emydidae.
CAUUUAAGGAAAGUCAUUGUCUCCACCUCCCUGGUUAUCACAACAAUCACUUGAAUGGGCAAUAAGCCCAGGUCUUGUCCUGAGUGUUUUGAUAAGCUGUAGAUAAACGAAUGGGGCAGUGAGCUUGUAUAUAAACCACAAGGCUUGUGUGUCUGAACACUGGCGAGGGACUUGACAACUCCAUAUUUAGCAACUCAGGAGUCACACAAAGAUGUUUCCUGCAGCACAGAUGCUCUUUGCUCUGAGUAGCUUCCUAAGAUUGACAAUGGGUUUUGACAUUGGAUUAUCCACUAAGUGUGUAGCAAUACCUAUGGAGAUGGGCAUGUGCCACAGCAUUGGUUAUUCUGAAAUGAGGCUUCCCAACCUGAUGGGACACACAAGUAUGGCAGAGGUUAUUCCAAAAUCUGCUGAAUGGCACCACUUUGUGGAAACUGGCUGCCACCCUCAUGCAAGGACAUUCUUGUGCUCUCUGUUUGCGCCAGUCUGUUUAGAUACCUUCAUCCAUCCUUGUAGGAGUAUGUGUGUCGCUGUUCGUGACAGCUGUGCUCCUCUGCUCCUCUGCCAUGGACUGUCUUGGCCUGACAGUUUGGACUGUGAUCGUUUCCCUGCUGAUGAGGACAUGUGUCUAGCAUCUCUUAGCAAAGAAUACAAACAUAUUCAUAAAGAAUUGCCAAAGCCUAUAUGCCAGACCUGCCCAGCAGUGGAGGAAUUCUUUACACAGAAAAGAGUACUAGAUGUUUUCUGUGCCAACAACUUUGCGGUGAAGGUAAAGCUGUCCAAAAAGAGAACAGUUUCUGGUGAUCAGGAGUAUAAUAUUGAAUGCCAGGUGGAAUUCAUCAACCAGGAUUUGCUCUUGCCUUAUGAUACUCGGAAUAUGAUACAACAGUGGUUGCUUAUGAAUGAAAAUUGUACUCAGAGGAUGACCCAAACCUACCGCCCCAUGGUGUAUCUCAUUGUGGGGAAUAUUGAGGAGGGUACCAUUUUAGUAAACCAAAUUUACCGCUGGCAGAGGAGGGACUCCCAGCUGACUUUGGCCACACGGAAGUGGAAACACCAUAAAUGUUUAUAAAUAUUUAUCUUGUGGUCCCUGAUACAUGUAAAAGGUGACUACACUCCUCAUACCAAUGCCAUCUUGUAAAUAGAAAUGUAUUAUAAAUGCAAUGUAAAGACUUAAUGUAAUUUUUUUAAAUAUGUUAUAAUAGGUUGAAUUCAACCUGGGUGUAAGUGGACAUAAGUUCUGUGUGGUAAAUGGUCCAGCCACUUUGGCCCAGCAUGUAUAAAUGUGUAUUCUCAGAUUGUUGUGAAAAAUCUUGCAUAAAAUGUAUAACACUGUCAUAAAACACUUGCUUAUGCAAAUCAUAACAAUGAAUGCUUCUAAUGCUGUUUGAGGUGCUCAGCACAUCUGAAAAUCUGUCUGUCUACAGUUUCUUAAGUUUUUUGUAUUGCUCAUCACUGUAAUAUCUCAGUAUUGACUUUUACAUGCCUAACUGUGAUUUUAGGUGCCGAAUUUUAGGCACCUGCUUUGAUAAAAUUUGGCCUAGAUCUACACUAAUAAUCUACUUAAUUUCUUACAUUGAUGGAGUGUUUUAAAAGAAGGUGGCCCUCUACUGGACAUUUCUAUAUGGAUAAAAUGGUUUCCUUUUCUGUCAAAUAGACAUCAGUUUGAGUGCCUCAGGGCCAAAGGGCCUCAGCCUCAGAAGGACAUGGUUGGAUGGCUAGUUUUAUUUUAUAAUGGGUAGCACUUACAAUACUAUAGUAUUAAUAUUUUAAUGCAUAAGACGAGUACAGUUUUUGAAAAAGUAAUUUCUUUAUUGUGUGUGAUCAUUUUGAAAGUGUACACUCCUACUGGAAUCUGAAUCAGAACUUUGCUGAAUGUAUCUAGUCUGUUUUCAUUUUAUUAAUUAAAAUAAAACAUUUGUUACUUUAAAAAAUCAACACAGGUGCUCUGCCAGCUGUCUCUGGGAAUUACACAGGACUAAGACAACUGCAAAAGGCACUGCUAAUAUUCAAGAAAUGUAAAACAUUAUACUGCCCAAAUGAUUGUAAUUAGCAUCAUCAGUUGUAGUAUGCCUGUGCUAAUCUUAAAAAACAGUAGUGAUGGAUGGGGCUCAGCUUAAUUUCAAACACAUAAGAACUAAUUUCAUAAAUAUGUAUAAUCAGCACAAAAACAUGUAAUAGCUACUGCAUAAAUUAUCAGCUACACCAGUAAUAUGCUACCUCUUGUGUUUGUAUAUUUAAAAAGUUUAAAAAAGAAUCUGGAAUUUUAAAGCAAGGUCCUGUCUAAGGUCCCAACUACAUCUGCUAGCACAUGAUCCUCAACCAUGCUCCAGGGCAUCCUUAUUAAAACUAAGCAAAUAGUUUUUUAGUGAUUCAUUAAUCUCCCUCUUGUUCACUUACAUACAAAAAAUUAAAAAUCUAGCUUACACUUAGCUAAUAUAUACAACUUUGUGUUCCUAUCAUUGUUAGCCCUGGCUUCUCUCCUCCCACCAUUAUGUCUUAUACUCACCUGUCACAUAUUGUCCUUACUUAGACCCCAAUCCUUUAAUAAACUCUUUGAUUGAGUCUACCCUUACAGAGCUCAUUGGGGACUGUAAGCUCUCUGGGGCAGGGACUGUCUUCUGUCCCAUGUUGUUCAGUUCCCAGCACUAUGGAGUCCCACUCUUUGCCUAAGGCCAAUAGUAACAACAUGGCUUCUUCUUACCAGUGAGGACAAGAAAAUACGGGACUGAAUCAGAUCUGAAUAAAUAACCCACUUCCUUCCCUGACGAACCGAGGGACGCACCCCACCCAUGUACUUAUUCUCUACACCAAUAUUGACUUGGACUCUUAAUAUAUUCCAUGGGUGGCAUACCCGAGCCUAUCUAUCCACUGAUGCUUUAAAAACUCCCACACCCAAUCUGGAUCUAUGCUGGUUAUGUGAUAUAUAUGUACCUCGUGAACCUUGUAACC